ACAACACCUUCAAAGAGCGACCCUCCGAAUCGGACGAGCUGCAGACCAUCCAGGAACACAGCGGAGCGGCUUCAGAGUGCGGGUCGGAGAGCCCCGAACAGGACCUAGACUAGGCUAGCUUUUUUUUUGUUCCUCCCUCCCUUUCUUUUCUCUUUUCCCUCCUCUGUCUUUCUUUCUCUCAUUCAAGAGAGAGACAAGAACCCCACGUUUGACAAAUACAGAAAUACUACCAACCACUACUACCACCACCAUGGCAUCUGCAAGCAGCUCUGCACAGGCCGCCUUCGGGCUGGGCCGGAGGAAGAAGAACCCCAGCCUCCUGGAUCAGAUUGGACUGUUCUUCGGAGGGGACAAGAAGAGGAAGAGCAAGGGAUCUUUCCGAGGUGCUCUCUCCCCAGCCCCUCAGAAAGCCUCCGCCACUUCCCCACGCAAGAAGGGCCAGGAGAACGCUGUGGUCCACUUCUUCCGCACGAUCGUGUCUCCUGCACCUCCCAAGUCUAGGAAGUCAACGAAGAAGGCCGGAGCAGGGGAAGGCACCCUGACUAGGAUCUUCAAAAUGGGAAGCAGGAGUGCUUCUCCAGCCAAACGCUGAAGUCCCACCACAACCCCCCAACCAACAGCACGAGGGCAAAGGUCAAGACCACGGGACUGAAGUGGGGAUAAAAGAGGAAGAAAAGGAGGAAAUCUUGUCACCCCUUAACCCACCUCUCCUUCUGUUUCUGAUAACACUCUAAUACUGUAUCCUUCAACCCGCCCCCCCCGCGUAGAACCUCCCCACCCCUUUUUUUGGCUGGUAGAUAGCGACACAAUCUGUUGCCCCCCUCCCCCCCGCAUGCUUUGUGCUGAGUCUGUGCAUCAUCAUGAUCGGUGUGAACUGUUUGCUGAAAGUGACCCUGAAGCCGCUCACAUAUGCAGCCUGAAUGACCCCCUCCCUGGACCCCGAUCCUGACCCUGACCCCUCCUACCAUGGCUCUCCAUUCAUGUGCUUGAGUUCCUGUAAACGUCUUCGACGGUUUUUCUAACAAACAUGGCGAGGAAACCGAAGCAGACCCGGAGCAGUUGAAGGUUCCGGCCGGUGGGAGUCCGACUGACUCGACCGUCAUUGCCGCUUGCUGAUUGGAUGAACAGACCGGGUCGUUUCUGUUUUAUUGAGAGUGGUUUUCUGUCCUGUUGUGCUGUCUUUGUCUUCCCUAAAACCUCGUCUGUCAAACCAAACAUACUCCUGUGUUUCAUUUCUGUUUUGAGACAGAUUUAACAAACUUUACAUUAUUAAGAGAGCCAUUUUGGUCAUUGUGUGUUCUCAUUCCACCCUCAUGUUGUAGCUGUAGUUAAGUGUCCUGUCCUGAAUGUUGUGUUGAUCUAUGUUAGUCCUAAGAGCCUAAGGCUGGCUGUGGAUUUAGUGGUAAAAAUGUAAUUUCUAAACCUUCUAAAUGAUUUCUUCUUCAAAUGUGACUGUAAAAAAAGAUAAAUUAGUCAUUCCUAACACUCCAUCUUUUUCCCUUCAUGAGAUAAUGCCAUACACUUAUUUUCCUCUCCACCUAAACAUUUCCACCACACUCUGAAUCUGAAACAAGAUUUGAUGUUGCAUUAUAGCAGAUUCAGACCUUCCUCUUAGCUUUAGUGUAGUCUAGGUCUCCUCUUUGUCUUGUUUGUUUAUAUCUUACACACAGCAGCCAUAUCAAAUUCCCAGAAACCCCAAGCUAAACAACAAGUGCCUUUCCUCCUGGCUACCAAAGCAACACGCUGCCUUUCCUUCUCAAACACAGACACAAUUUCAAAAAGGUGCUCUGAAACUAACUUUGUGCAGUUUGAUGAAGAAAAAAAAGAAGAAGUUCAGCACAAACAUCGCGCUGAUCAGAACAUCCAUCUUCCAAAUGUGUUACAAAGCAGGCGUGUGUGAUCUCUCCUUCUGUUUGUGCGUGCUUGAGCCUUUGUGAGUGCUGUGUUGUGUUUUUCAGAAUGGAUCCUGUGGAUGAAUGUAAAGAUCCUCUUCAUUAUUGUAUGUGUAAUAAAACAUGACCAGCCACUUAACUGAGAAUAAAAAAAUAAAAAUUAUAAAACCAGCUCUA
This is a messenger RNA of Notolabrus celidotus (New Zealand spotty), 2069 nucleotides long. RefSeq names its product myelin basic protein-like. Gene Ontology annotation, biological process: myelination. Gene Ontology annotation, cellular component: cell periphery; internode region of axon; compact myelin. The record is from RefSeq and is a predicted model, not a curated record. Bases 251 to 592 code for a protein of 113 amino acids. Gene Ontology annotation, molecular function: structural constituent of myelin sheath. The transcript has 5 exons. NCBI's taxonomy places the organism in Eukaryota, Metazoa, Chordata, Actinopteri, Labriformes, Labridae.